This is a messenger RNA of Haemonchus placei, 327 nucleotides long. Lineage: Eukaryota; Metazoa; Nematoda; Chromadorea; Rhabditida; Trichostrongylidae. The record is from the annotation of a GenBank genome assembly.
AUGAGUGCUAAUCAAUUGGAAAUUCAUUCCAUCGAAAAUGGUGGAACAACCACGGGUCGAUCCGACGGAAAAGAAGUGAAUCCUCCUCAUCAUCGUACAACUAUAUUGAAAGAAUCUGAAAUUAAAUUUGGUUGGAUUGAAGGAGUAUUUAUACGAUGUGUUCAAAAUAUUAUCGGUGUGAUACUUUUUCUGCGUAUUACUUGGGUUGUUGCCCAAGCUGGUGUCAGUGAGUUUUGUUUGUUUUUCUGCUCCAUUUUCUAUUUGUUUUUUCCCAUUUUAAUAUCAUUUUCUGCCUUUUUGAAGUCAUUUUCCAUAAUCGGCAUUUGA